GUUUAGCUGUAUCAUAGCAACAGCAGAGGGGGCGGAUGCAGUCUCGUGGGACCUGGUCUCCAUGGUUUCAGCGGACACAGUUGAUAGCAAACUGCGGUAAAAGUUUUCUAAAACAAGUUGGAUUACACGAAAACAGAGACCCUGUGGUUAAGAUUCUUGGUAGGAGCUUUGCCACUGCCUUGGAGAGAGAAAACACCCAAGCUGAUACACUAGGUCUGGUAGACAAGGUGAAAGACCCAUCCAAGGACUCCGAAACCAAAGUGAAGCUGUGUCUCUUGCUCCAAAAUAUGGACAAACCGAUCCUCAGCAAGCUUCGUGAAGAAAUCUCUGAAAAAGUCAGUCUUGACCCCACUGCAGUAAAGAAUGAAGUGGAGUUGUUGAAGCAGCUCUGCAGUGAAGGGGAAAAGAGGGUGUUGAAGUCGCUUCGGUACACAUCAGAUUUUGAAUUUUCAAAUGGCUACCGCACCCCUCUGUGGAGGCAGGCACAUGGUGAUAUUUGUUACCUUGUGAUUGAGCCUUGUGACACAGAGACCCUCUACAUCACCUACAGCACUGCCGGAGUUUUUCUUAAUGAGGGCAUAAAACAGGAGGGGGAGGAGAGUGGCUACGAGCGAACAAGUGAUGUGUACGCAGACCUGGUCACACUGCUGAAGAGCAGAUCUCCACAUUUUGCCGAAAACAUGAACAAACAGCAGGACUUUGCAGAAAAACCUCCAUCAACACAUAAGUGUCAGCAUGUGGAAUCGGUUGAUGGAGAGGAACAAGGCCAACCCCAGAGGUCUUACGAGCAACAGAAAAAGAAUGUGCAUGAGAAGACGAUGCAUCAGCAUAAGGCAUUCAGCAGGAACAGAUAUGGAUCACCCUGUUUUGAUCUCCUGUCUAUGUACCGGAAGACCUCAGCAGGAGCCAUCCCAGUGGAACAUGAGAGUUCAACUGAGAGUGAGGAGGAGGAGGAGCAGCCAGCGCGCCGUCCAGAGGGGAGCACAGUUCAGCCUCCUGAUUACUUUCAAAUCCAGAACCUGGUCAAGUACCUGGAGGUAGGCGACCAGAAAGCCACAGUGCUUGCUCUUUGUGCCAUGAUGGACCUUAAUUUGAUGGAAGAGACAUGCCAACUGGCCAUCCGGGACCUAGGUGGCCUUCAAAUCCUCCUUAACUUGCUGGAUACAAAAGAAGUCAGAUGCAAAAUUGGAUCUCUGAAAAUCCUUCGAAAGAUGAGCCACAGCAUGCAAAUCAGUCGGACCAUUGUUGACAUGAGAGGCCUGCAGAGACUGGUGAAAACACUGGAGUCGCCAAAUAGGGACCUCCAGGCCUUAUCUGCUGAGACCAUUGCUAAUGUGGCCAGAUUCCACAGAGCAAGAAAAAUCGUCAGGAAUUUAGAUGGUAUCCAGAAACUGGUAAAGCUACUGGACUGCGGGACUCCUAAUUUAGCCCAAGUAAGUGCAAACCAGGAGAAGGAUGUCGAGGUGGCUCGCUGUGGAGUCUUAGCGCUGUGGAGCUGCAGCAAGAGUAGGAAGAACAAGGAGGCCAUUCGUAAGGCUGGAGGUAUUCCUCUGCUGGGACGCCUGCUCAAAUCUCCACAUGUGAACAUGCUUAUCCCUGUGGUGGGCACCCUGCAGGAAUGUUCCUCAGAGGAAAGCUACAGGAUUACCAUUCAGACUGAAGGCAUGGUUAAGGAUUUGGUAAAAAACCUAAGAAGUGAUGAUGAUGAGCUACAAAUGCAUUGUGCCAGUGCAAUCUUUAAGUGUGCAGAGGAAAAGGAAACUCGUGAUCUGGUACGCAAAUACAAAGGUCUGCAGCAACUGGUUUCCUUGCUGGACAAAGCGCACAACAAGCAGCUUCUGGCUGCUGCCACCGGCGCUAUUUGGAAGUGUUCCAUCAGCACGGACAAUGUGGCUGAAUUUCAGAAGCACAACGCUCUGCAGACCUUGGUUGGUCUGUUAACUGAUCAGCCUGAAGAAGUGCUGGUCAAUGUAGCCGGGGCUUUGGGAGAAUUUGCCCAGGUACCUGCUAUCAAGCCCACCAUUGGCAAGUGUGGAGGCAUCAAGCCACUAGUUAACCUACUCAUUGGAACAAACCAGGCGCUGCUUGUAAAUGUAACUAAGGCAUUGGGUGCCUGUGCCACAGAUAAGGAUAACAUGGCAAUCAUUCAGCAGCUUGAUGGAGUCCGCCUGGUGUGGUCACUGCUAAAAAAACCCAGUCCAGAUGUUCAAUCCAGUGCUGCGUGGGCCCUUUGUGCAUGUAUUGAGAAUGCAAAGGAUUCAGGGGAAAUGGUGCGCUCCCUUAUCGGUGGAUUGGAACUUAUUCUUAAUUUACUGAAAUCAACAAGCAACGAGGUGCUGGCAAGCGUUUGCGCCGCCAUCGCCAAAAUAGCCAGAGACGAGGAAAAUCUGACACUCCUCACUGCUCUCGGGGUUAUCCCAUUGCUGGCCAAGCUGACUGACACAACUGAUGACAGGCUCCGUCACCACCUGGCUGAGGCGAUCUACUAUUGCUGCAUGUGGGGGAACAAUAGGGAAUCCUUCGGUGAAGCUCAAGCCGUAGCUCCUCUGGUGCGUUUCCUUAAAUCAAAAGACACUGCGGUCCACCUGAGCACAGCCAAGGCCCUGUACCAGCUGUCCUGGGUCCCCGAAAAUAUCAUCACCAUGUACAAGAGAGGAGUGAUGAAGCCCCUCAUGCAAAUGAUGCUGUCUGAUGUCGAGGAACUCCAGGAAUAUGCUGCCCUCUGUGUGCGCAACAUCCGAAAACUGCGCAUCGCGAACAUAUAUGGAUAAAUUGUAUAAAGGUUGUAUCUGUUUUAUAUGGAACUUAAGUAUUGCAUAUGAGAGUCAAACCAUUUUGCUUAGCUUAGUAUCAGAUUACAUAAAUUGCAUUUUAAAAUAAAGCACAAAUGGCAAUACUCCAUUUUUACAUGUCACAACUGACCAUUGUCAUUGUCACUUUGAAUUUACUGAUAACAUACAAUGCAUAAUAUUUCAUGAGAAUAAAUGUAUUUUGGGCAUCA
This is a messenger RNA of Acanthochromis polyacanthus (spiny chromis), 3001 nucleotides long. RefSeq names its product outer dynein arm docking complex subunit 2 (gene odad2). The coding region runs from base 36 to 2771 and encodes 911 amino acids. The record is from RefSeq and is a predicted model, not a curated record. Gene Ontology annotation, molecular function: protein binding. Lineage: Eukaryota; Metazoa; Chordata; Actinopteri; Pomacentridae. The transcript is spliced from 18 exons.